AACACUAAACACAACUAUUCAACAAUAAAAUGUAUGAGUUUCAUCAAGUUCACAUGGUUAGUUUUGAUGUUUCUUGGCUCUUCCUGUCCAAUUGCGCCCCCUGGUGCCUGCACUGCGCAGCCGCAGCGCUGUUCACUCCCAGGAAUCACUCCCACACUCCGCUGCCUUUCAGCCGAUGUGGGAUUUAGGCCGACAGCGACUUCUUUUUCCUUUUUUUUUUUUGCAAGCUGAAUAAGCAGCCCCGGUAUGUCUGUAAACGGAGACAUAUGAAAACUUUAGAGUCAAUGGGACGUCAUCUGUGACCAAGACAGUCCAAUCUGAGAGUUACAGCCCAACUUUGGAUGGAGUUUAUGUUUUAUCCGGCGUCGUCCAAACACAGCACCGAGGCUCUGACGGGGAUCGGAAUUUAACAAGUCUGACAGGGGGAAAAGGGAAAAGUGGACACAUUCGCUGGCAUCACAAAAGAGAAAGACGAAAUUCAAAAGCGCUUUCUUCGAUGAGAAGGAUCUCAGAUUAAAGAGGCAGCCCCCCGUCCUAUUUCUGCUUAAAGAGCAGCUUCAGUCAUGGCGAAAAAGUAUGAUUUCCUUUUUAAACUGUUGCUCAUCGGCGACAGCGGUGUGGGGAAAACGUGUCUGAUCAUUCGUUUUGCUGAGGACAAUUUCAACUCCACAUACAUUUCCACCAUCGGCAUUGACUUUAAAGUAAAAACCAUUGAAGUGGAUGGAAAGAAAGUGAAACUUCAAGUGUGGGACACAGCAGGACAGGAGAGGUUCAAGACCAUAACCACAGCCUACUACAGGGGAGCCAUGGGCAUCAUCCUGGUGUACGACAUCACCGACGACAAGUCCUUCGAGAACAUCCAGAACUGGAUGAAGAGCAUCAAAGAAAAUGCAUCAGCUGGGGUCAGUCGGAUGCUGCUCGGUAACAAGUGUGACAUUGAGGCAAAGCGAAAGGUUUCCAAGGAGACAGGAGAGAAGUUGGCGAAAGAUCAUGGCAUCAGAUUCUUUGAGACAAGUGCAAAGUCCAACAUUAACGUGGAGGAGUCUUUUCUGGCUCUGGCAAGAGACAUCCUUCAAAAAUCCAGCAAGAAGCCGGUAAAAGAGCAGGGCCCGACAGGCCGGGAGGUGAAAAUCACCAGCAGCACAGAGAAAAAGUCCUCCAAGUGUGUUCUUCUCUAGAUAAGAUAUCUGCUAAGAUACUGCACUAAAGUGGAAGAACACGCCAGUGUAAUUAGGGGAAAUGCAGCAAGUUUUCUGUCUCCAUCUGGUGGGCCACAACUACAAUAACACAAUAACAAACAGCCAUUGAGAGUGUGUUUAUAAAUCCAAACUUUAAAGCUUUAAAGCCUUAAAGCUUGGCCAGAUCUUCCACCGUAUAUAUAUAGAUUGCUUUAUUCAUCCCCUAAGGGAAAUAACACAUUUUAUGCAACAAAAGUGUUUGGUAGCACUUAAAGAGACCAGGUCCCACCAGUUUUUACAUAUCUGUUUCCACACUGAAUUUGUAUGUUUGAUUCCACGUUAUAAUUCCGGCACCCCAAUCUCUUUAAAGAACCACGUCUGUGUUUUUUUCACAUUCAUUUUAUUCUGUUCUUCGAUGUGAGCACACACGGCAGCGGCUCGUAAGCGCUCAGUGACAGAGGGAAAGCUAAAGCGAAAAUGUAGGAUGUUAGUUAAGUAGUUAGAUUCACAUACACAGAAGGCACUGGUGAGCCCCAAUUGACCCAAUUAUUUUUUUAUUUGUCAGCCUAAUCUCACAAAAAAAAUAAAAAAUAAACAUUUAAUAGUAAUAUUUUUCCACAUGUCCAGAUAGUAUCGUCAGGAUCCGUAGCUGUAAACUGAAAAACCAACAUAUCCCGAAGCUGGUAUGAUGAAAACAAAGUUGUUCGAAACGAGCAGUUCCUUUCUUAAAAGUGUCUGGAGUGCCCCACAGAAUUAGGGAUUCGUCCUUUCUCCUUCCCUCUCCCUCAUAGAGAUUUGUGCUCAAAUGAAUGCUUGGCUUGUGCAUGGCAUCAGAGAACACCACACAGCAACAGGUAAAGACAAGAAUGUUGACAUGCUGACCAAUCAAAGCUGCAUCAUGUAGGGCACAGAAAGAGUUAAAAACCCACAAACUGUCUUGUUUUUAGUGUGUUCACUGUCGUAUUGCAAUGUGUUGAGCUAUAGACCAAUGGAGUUCUUUUACACAGUGUUUUAAAAUCCAGGGUUUACGUCAAAGAUCAUAUGAUGUUGUUCAAGUGCCAUUGGGAAAUAGUAAAGGUGUCCUUAUGUGCUGUAAGAGACUGCAUCAUUACAGGGUCCGUAAUUCAAGUAUUAUAGUCCGCGACAGGGGAGAAGAUAGAAGAUACCAAUCAGGCGUACAAGACACUUUAUGUUUCCAUCUCCAGUGUUGUGUAAAUAUGCCUUAUGCCAUCGAUAUUUGUCAUGUUAAUUGCCUAAGAACACAUUUGUUAUUCUAGCCGUUUCUGUUCAAUUCAACAGAAUCUUCAGGAACAGAAGCCAUUACAUGUUAGAUUUAAUUGGUUUCUGGCAUGUAGAUGUCCUGGUCUCAAUAAGAAGGACAAACAAAAGAAAGCGUGCUUUUUUUAUUGAAUAUAGAAUGGCCUUCAAUGGAAUCCAAAACAAUCUUUCUGGUGAGCAAGCUUGGUUAUACUUGAUUAAUGGAUUGAGAAUGUCGAUGAUGGAAAAUAGAAAAAAGUGCAAUACGAGAGUUGGAGUGGAGACAUGAUAGAAGGAUGAGUAACGCAAGUGAAUGGACAGGAUGUGAGAGCCCACCAGGCAGCAGUGCACACAUGCCCUUCAGUCUGAAUUGAUUUACUGGCUCGCGGCUUUCAUCCGAAGUGCCUAAACACUACCACACUUUAGCUACAUCUGACAUGACAGUCUUCCUGCUCAGGCAAUUUUCAGAUCAUUCAAAAGGACUGUGAUUGUAGGUGUUCAUCUGAUCCUGACAGCUCCUUUUUCCGCACACAGGCACACUGAGUUUUCCCUUUUUCUUCCUCUGUGUUUUCUGUCACAUUUAUUUCUUCCCCUGCCCAAAAAACGUUUGUAUGUAGUUUACAGGCUUGGUGAAUAAAACCGAAAUGGUGUAAGCGGUG
Messenger RNA from Menidia menidia (Atlantic silverside), 3094 nucleotides. NCBI's taxonomy places the organism in Eukaryota, Metazoa, Chordata, Actinopteri, Atheriniformes, Atherinopsidae. The record is from the annotation of a GenBank genome assembly.